Messenger RNA from Uranotaenia lowii, 2161 nucleotides. RefSeq names its product zinc finger protein ZFP2-like. NCBI's taxonomy places the organism in Eukaryota, Metazoa, Arthropoda, Insecta, Diptera, Culicidae. Gene Ontology annotation, molecular function: zinc ion binding; RNA polymerase II cis-regulatory region sequence-specific DNA binding; DNA-binding transcription factor activity. The record is from RefSeq and is a predicted model, not a curated record. Gene Ontology annotation, cellular component: nucleus. The transcript has 6 exons. The annotation marks the transcript as partial. Gene Ontology annotation, biological process: regulation of transcription by RNA polymerase II.
ACAUUCUGUCUUAUUCGAUUGUUGAAAUAAUCACCAUUAAAGCAGGAUGGAGUGCGAAGUGUACGAUUUGGAGCGGAUCUGCCGAUCGUGCCGCCAGCAGAGUCACAACCAGCAAUCAAUAUUCACUUGCGUUGGCACCAAUGGCAUAACACUGCUGGAAAUGUUAUCCUCCUUCACGCAUAUUCAGAUUCAUUUCAACGACGAAAUGCCUCGAAAUAUUUGUGGAACUUGCGUGAGCGAUGUGACUGCGGCUUAUACGUUCCGGAAGCAGUAUGAGCAAAGUGACCGGCUUCUUCGAGAGUACAUUAGUCGUAGAAGGUUGAAUGAAGACCGUGGCCCAAUGAGUAUAAAAAUGGAAAUCGUUGAAAUUAAGCCUGAAAUAGGUUUUAUUGACGCCGAUCCUUUUGGAGCACCCGCCUCGGUUCAAACGUCAUCGGCAGAACCACGGACUCGUAAAAAGCCAUCCAAGCUGGACUUGGAUUCUGAUGGAGAUGAUGAUGAUUACGUGCCGGACGACAAAUUUGAAGCCUGUGGUAGUGAUAGCGACAGCGAAGUCGGAGAAAUAGAGCAGGUUACUGUAGAUGCGGAUGUGACCUUUAGCUCCGACGAAGAACCGUUGAUAAAAUUUGCCAAGGGAAAACUUGAAGCUUCCUGUAAAAUAUGUGAUACCACAUACAGUCGUAUAAUCGAUUUGAAAAAUCAUCUUCUAGUUCACGGGGAUACUAAAUGCUUCCCAAAUAUAGAUCUUGAACACAAAUCGUACCUUUUCGAGAAUCUACAGGUUGUUGAUUGUUAUAAAGAACAUCUUUCGCAAAAGGUACGCGAAGGUGAAGUAGCUCGGUUUUACCAGAUCGUUCGAACGGAUGGUGAAGAGCUCACCCUAAGUGAUUCAGACUCGGAAGUCGAAGUUGGAGCCUCAAUCGAAGGGUUGAACCGUCGCAAACAUGAAUGUGGCUUUUGUAGCAAAACUUUCUCGAGAUUAAAAAUGAUAAUGAAACAUGCUACCGAUAGUCAUUCGUCGGAUGAUCUCAAAGAAUGUACAUACUGUAAUAAAAGGUUCCCCAAUAACAAGCUUCUUGAAAGACAUCUUAAACGACAAUGUGAAAACUGUGAUAAGAGAGUUGUCUGCAAUAUUUGUAACGAACGUUUUCAAUGGCAAAGCAGCUUAGAGAUGCACACAAAGCGGAAACAUAAAUCCGUAGAAUCUAAGGCUGAUGUAAGUAACAAUGAACAAGAUGGACCUAAAAAGUACAGCUGUGAAAUAUGUGACCGUUCUUUUCUGCGUCAAUGGCAUUUGUUGAGACAUGCCGCAGCUCACGAUCCAUCGAUUGGCAAGAAAUACAAAUGUGGACAAUGUGAAAAGCAAUUCAAUCGUCGAGAUCACUAUCAGUCGCACCUGAGCAUACACAAAGACGGUGAGGUCGAGAUAGAAGAAACUAAGGAAGAUCGCAAGGAAGCAUCCAAACCUAAGGAUUGCACAGUUUGUGGGAGGACGUUCGUCCGCGAUUGGCACCUGGUGCGUCAUCUCAAAUCUCACGAAGAUGACAUCCAGUGUGAUCAUUGUGACGGUAAAUUUUCGACAAUGUUCUACGAACGGUAUAAGGAACACAUGGCUACCGAACAUCCUGACAAGGAAGUGAAGCCAAUGAUCUUUCCAGAAAUCAAGAAGCAAUCAAAUGAAGGAAGUGGUGAACUGGCUGCGGAUAGUAGCGUAUCUGUGGAUGGUAAAGAGCAGAAGUUUGUCUGUCCCAUCUGUGGCAAGGAGUUCAACCGUUCUCAGCAUCUUGCUCGGCACACCAAAAUCCAUAACCCUUCGGAGGUCAAGUUUGAGUGUACUGUUUGCCAGAAAAAGUUCAACCGAAAGGAUAACUUGCGGCUGCACAUGAAGAUCCAUUUCAAGGAUCCGUCCGAUACCACCAACAAGGCCAAUCAUCUAUGCAUUUACUGUGGCCGGGGGUUUGCAAGUUCGUACAACUUGACUGUGCACAUGCGCCGACAUACCGGCGAUAAACCAUACAAAUGUGAUAUAUGUGGAAAGGGUUUUCCUCGAUCUUUGGAUUUGAAAACACAUCGUCGAACGCACACCGGUGAGAAACCUUACGUGUGUACAAUCUGUGGAAAAGCAUUUUCAAGAUCACAUAGACUUGGACGUCACAUGCGA